Rotaria sp. Silwood2 is the source of this 906-nucleotide messenger RNA. NCBI's taxonomy places the organism in Eukaryota, Metazoa, Rotifera, Eurotatoria, Philodinida, Philodinidae. The record is from the annotation of a GenBank genome assembly.
AUGUCGACUGAAGAACGUGGCCUUCCAGCUGUAGUGAUCGAUAAUGGUUCGUUUACAUGCAAGGCCGGCUUUGCAGGGGAAGAUCACUGGCGACAUAAUAUUCCAUGGGUACCUCGGAGUCACUCUCUGACACAUUCGGAACAGCUUUUUGCUUCCAUACAGAAUGGAAUCAUAACUGAUUGGGACGGGAUCGAAGCAAUGUGGUCUCAUAUAUUUCAAGAGCUAACAAUAGAUCCUCAACAAUAUCCUAUGCUUCUUACAGAAAAGCCUCUGAAUCCUAGAGGGUGUCGUGAGAAAACAACACACAUUAUGUUUGAGAAAUUCGAAAUACCUUCACUCUACUUAACUAAUCAGUCUACACUCUCUCUCUAUGCAUCGGGUCGUACAACAGGCAUUGGGAUUGAUUUAGGCGAUACUGUGAUGCACACAGUACCGAUUUAUGAAGGUUAUUCCAUUCCUCACACUGUUCACUUUCUUGAUAUUGAUCUUACUGAUUUUCUUAUGCGCUUACUAACUGAAGGCUAUUACUCAUUUACUCGUCGCAAUUGUGAGCGACAGAUUUUUCCGCGUAGUAAUCACAUAGGAUGCCACUUUCAUUUUACACAGUCGAUUUAUAGACAAAUACAACAACUCGGUUUAUCAAGCGCUUAUUGUAAUGAUGAUGGUAUUCGUAUGACGUGUAGAAAACUAAUGGCUUUGGCACUAUUGCCGCCACCACUUGUAUUAAAAUCUUUCGAAGAUCUUCAUGAAAGUGUAUUACUUGCAUCAUCAUCGUCAUCAGUACUUCAUUCAUUGAAACCUCUAUUUGAUUAUUUUGAACAUUAUUGGAUUAACACAGUAGAUUUAAAAAAAUGGAAUGUUUAUGGCAUUCGUGUUAAAACAAAUAAUAAUGCAGAAGGCAUAUAG